Frankliniella occidentalis (western flower thrips) is the source of this 749-nucleotide messenger RNA. It is a transcript of the gene ND-B22, whose product is annotated as NADH dehydrogenase [ubiquinone] 1 beta subcomplex subunit 9. The record is from RefSeq and is a predicted model, not a curated record. The transcript is spliced from 3 exons. Lineage: Eukaryota; Metazoa; Arthropoda; Insecta; Thysanoptera; Thripidae. Gene Ontology annotation, biological process: mitochondrial electron transport, NADH to ubiquinone. Bases 141 to 584 code for a protein of 147 amino acids.
UUGUUGGUACUUGUGUCCGUCGUAGUUUUCGUCAACAGCGGCGGCUGCUAGCUGUGGAUCCUUCCGCUGAUUCCCUCGUCGUAGUUUUCUCACAGCUGAUUUGAAGUUAUUUAGUUUGUAAUUUAAUUUAAUUUGUCAUCAUGGCAACGCGGACGCCAUUCGAAGUUAUUUCACACACUCGGAAAGUAUGCAGCCUCUACAAGCGAAUGACUAGGAACCUUCAAGCUUACUAUCACGACAGGGCCCAAUUCCGUUACCAAGCCGUUCUCCUCCGAGCAACUUUCGACAAACAUAAGGAUGAGAAAGAUAUGAUAAAAGCUACGAAAUUGGUUCAAAAGGGUGAAGAUCAUUUGUAUUCUCUACUGCAUUAUGCUCCGAUCAAAUUUCCCAAUUCUCCUGGAGGAGUGGCCUAUGACAGAAACGUUAUCAUACCAGAUGAGGCUGUCGAUUUCUGGGACCCAGUGGAGAAAGCCUUCUAUCCCAAAUAUUUCGCCCUUCGAGAGCAAAGGAAGAAAGAAUUUGUUGAACUAUGGCAGAAGAAAUAUGGUAAAGUUGAUCCCAAAGAGUAUGAGCAUCACCAUUAAUUAUGGGGUGUCAUUAGAUUCAACUGAUGUGUUUGGGACAGUGUAUUGUUAUAUGUAGCCGUCGAUUUUCAGGAGGUAUAAUUAUUUGAACAGAAAUGAAUACUGUACAAACUUGUUUACUAUCAAGGUUUUAAACUGUAAAUAAAGAGAACAAUUAAGCAUUUA